Messenger RNA from Rhagoletis zephyria (snowberry fruit fly), 1107 nucleotides. RefSeq lists its product as uncharacterized. The record is from RefSeq and is a predicted model, not a curated record. NCBI's taxonomy places the organism in Eukaryota, Metazoa, Arthropoda, Insecta, Diptera, Tephritidae.
AUGGAUGCCGAAGCGCUGAAGCAUGUGCUUAAUCAAUUGCAGGCAUCGAAUCAGGCAUUUAUAGCGAGCAUGGUAAAGGAAAAUUGGGAUUUUCUCGAAAAGACUAUUCGCGAAAAUAAAGUGGCUGGGGAGCGGCAGAUGGCCAUACCCAACUUUCGUCCAUUCAAUAAAUCCAAUGAUAGACGGAGUACAUACAUACUCCAGUUAGAGCAACAUUUUCUGGCAAUUUGUGUGACGGAAGAGCCAAUGAGAUGCGCAUGUAUACUCAGUUGGGUUGGAGCAGAAAAUUUAGAGUUGUUACAAACGUUUUUUGAUGGUAAAGUAAAAGAAAAAACUUUUAAGGAGAUAACCACGGCUUUAAAUGACCAUUUCAUCGAGAAGCAACACAUGCUAGCGGCAUGCUUCAAGUUGUAUCGUACCACAUUGAGAAUGGACCAGACAUACUCAGAUUGGGUAGCCGAGUUGCGAGGGCGCUCGAAAGACUUUAUGUUCACAUGUUGCAAAGCGGGAUGCUCUGAAUCAUAUGUUGACAGUAAAAUACGAGACAUGAUCGUAAUGCACACACGUUAUAAAAAGGUAAGGACUGCCGCAUUACAGAAAACAAAUCCAACGCUGGAAGAGGUACUACAAAUAGCAUCAAUUUAUGAGUCAACUGUUCGAACUUGUCCUGCAAUGAAGGAGCUUGGGUGCGCGGAUAGCAAAUGGCAAAAGAGUAAUAUUUCACGUGGCUCCCCAGAAAAAGCGCUGAAAUCAUGCCCUGGGUGCGGUACGUCGCACUGGCGAAAUGACUGCAUUUACUUCAAAAGGAAGACUAAAUGCAACAGUUGUUCAAGGCCCGGACAUAUUUCGUCAGUAUGCAAAUCUACCGAAAAACGUAAGACGUCGAAGUGCAAGCAAGUUAAUGUAGUUAAUGACGUUAGCCAACCGACUUUCGAAAAUAUCAGCGGGAUAAAUGUCGUUAAUACCACGAGCGACAUUGAUGAGAAAAUUGAAGUUAAACUCCAUGUAAAUGGUAAAAGCCUCAGUUUCCAAGUAGAUACGGGUGCAUCAUGCUCUUUGGUCGGAAUGCUUGGAAAGCCAAAAUGCGUGCGUACAGUAAAGUACUAA